Messenger RNA from Cyprinodon tularosa, 1476 nucleotides. Its product is annotated as cell division control protein 3-like. The transcript has 2 exons. Gene Ontology annotation, molecular function: GTP binding. The record is from RefSeq and is a predicted model, not a curated record. NCBI's taxonomy places the organism in Eukaryota, Metazoa, Chordata, Actinopteri, Cyprinodontiformes, Cyprinodontidae. The coding region runs from base 1 to 1476 and encodes 491 amino acids.
AUGAAGAGGGGGCACUGCACAGUCUCUGGAAACAAAGAAAAAAAGUUUGAAAAUUUUAUUAGAGUGACUUUAGGAGACAAAAAUGAGAACCAAACCAAUAAAACCAUCUUACUCGUUGGUGAAACAGGAGCAGGAAAAUCUACCCUGAUCAACACUCUGGUAAAUUACGCCGUGGGGGUGAAGUUUGAGGAUGAAGUCUGGUUUCAAAUUGUUGAAGAUCCGAAGGGAAUAUGUCAAACAGAAAGUCAGACAUCAGAGGUGAUCGUCUAUCAGAUCUUUGGUUUUGAAGGUCAAACUUUGCCGUUCUCUCUGACCAUCAUCGAUACUCCUGGAUUUGGAGACACCAGAGGGAUCGAACAUGAUAAAAUAGUCUGUCAACAAUUAUUACAGCUGUUUCAGUCAAAGGAUGGAGUUCAUGAGAUCAAUGCAGUGGGUCUGGUGAUUAAGGCCACUGAUAACCGACUGAGUGACCGAUUGAUGUACGUCUUCGAUUCAGUGACUUCUCUUUUUGGAAAAGACCUGGAGGAAAACAUAGUAGCUCUCAUCACUCAUUCUGAUGGAAGAAAACCCAGAAAUGCUCUUCAGGCUCUGAAAGCAGCAAAUGUUAAAUCUUCUAAAGAUGAUUUUAUUUACUUUUUGUUUAAUAACUGUCAGCAUGAAGACAGAACAAAUGACACAGAAUUUCUCAAAUAUGCUUAUCAAAUAUCGAUAAAACAAACAAAAAACUUUAUGAUUUAUCUCCAAAAAACCAAACCUCAGCCUCUGAAAACAACUGUGGAGGUUCUGAAUGAACGGAUCAGACUGACGGCCUGUAUCCAGAACCUGCACGAAAGAUUUAAGCUGAAUGAGCUGAAGCAGAGAGAAAUCAAACAGAUUGAAGCAGAGUAUACUAAACAUGAAAAAGAGAUGAAGGAGAACGAGAACUUUACUAUAGAAGUUGAUGAGGCCUACAAAGACAAAGAAAAAAUCGAUGGUGGAAUGUGGGAUUUGGGGUUUUAUGAAGGAGCUCUCACCUGUUCUGUCUGUAAGGAGAACUGUCACUAUCCAGGAUGCAAAAUGGCCUCGAAACCAGAACACUGUGAGGUCAUGAAGGAUGGGCGCUGCACAGUUUGUACCAACAAGUGUCCUGCUUCAAUUCAUGUAAAAGAGAGCUGUGUAUAUUUCAUAACGACCAGAAAAGUUCAGAAGACCCUGGAGGAUAUGAAGGACAAAUAUGAGAACAAUAAAGCAGAAUGUGAGAAAAAGUUCAGUCUCUUGGAAAAGCUUGAGAAUGAAGCCAUUAUUAUUAAAACAGAGCAGUCAUUGUUGCUAGAAGAGGCCUACAGUCAUGUUAUUAGACUGGAGCAGAUCGCCCUAAAAGUUGAGUCAGUGUCAACUUUGGUCUAUUUGGAUUUCCUGAUGGAGAAGAUGAAGGAAAAAGGAGACCAGGAGAAAGUCAAUAAGCUGGAGGAGAUAAGGAAGCAGGUUAAGAAAUGA